Loa loa (African eye worm) is the source of this 1577-nucleotide messenger RNA. RefSeq lists its product as hypothetical. Gene Ontology annotation, cellular component: microtubule cytoskeleton. The record is from RefSeq and is a predicted model, not a curated record. The transcript is spliced from 7 exons. NCBI's taxonomy places the organism in Eukaryota, Metazoa, Nematoda, Chromadorea, Rhabditida, Onchocercidae. Gene Ontology annotation, molecular function: ATP hydrolysis activity; ATP binding. Bases 15 to 1379 code for a protein of 454 amino acids.
AAUUUAUAGGGAAAAUGAUUCAGCCUCAGAAAUUGGAGCAGCAAAGUUAUGAAACAUUCAAUAAAGCAUAUCUUAAGUCAAAACAACUUGUAACAGAAGGUGUUUCGAUAGAUGAAAUAUCAAGUAAUGAUGAUGAACAAAAGAAGCGGACAGCAAUGGCGAAAUACCGUAUGGGUAUUGAAUAUUUUGAAAAAGCUUUAAAAAUAUCACCAGAUAGAGUGCAUCCCGAGAAACGGGGUGAAGUUGAGACACAUCGUGAAGCAAUGAGACGAAAUUUGGAAGCAACAAAGGAGAGACUCGGUGAUUUAGAAAAAAUGUUCCCAUCGACAGGGACUCGAAAUUUACAGCGUAGACCUGUUCAGUUUGUUUCACCUUCAGUUAGCAAACCGCAAACAGCCCGACUAUCUGGUAGGCAGAUCACUUCCGAAGAGAAAAGCAUCAAUCAUUUGAAUGUUCGUACUCGAAGCAGUCUCCUAAAAGGUGUCGAUGACAAAUUUGGUGAACCGUUGCUGAAUGAAAUUCUGAAUCGAGAUGACGUAAGAAUGAACGAUAUUGUAGGCGCUGAAACAGCCAAACGGGCCUUGGAAGAAACGGUUAUUCUACCAACUGUUAAUCCAUCUUUAUUUUCUGGUCUUCGUCAACCUGCGCAGGGAAUUUUACUAUUUGGUCCACCCGGGAACGGCAAAACAUUACUGGCUCGUGCUGUAGCUGCAGAAUGCGGUUCAACGAUGUUCCUAAAUGUUUCAGCAGCUUCAUUAACCUCGAAAUGGGUUGGUGAUGCUGAAAAAAUUGUUCGCGCGUUAUUUCAAAUUGCUCGUAAUGGGCAACCAACAAUCAUAUUCAUCGAUGAAAUUGAUUCUAUUCUUUGUGAGCGCAGUGAGAAGGAAACUGAGGUUUCAAGGCGUAUGAAAACGGAAUUUCUAAUUCAAAUGGAUGGUAUAUUGUCGUCAAAAGAUGAUCGUUUAUUGGUGAUUGGUGCAACGAAUCGUCCUGAGGAACUCGAUUCAGCUAUUUUGCGCCGAUUUCCAAAGCGAAUUCUCAUCGAUGUACCAAAUGCAGCAGCGCGCCUUAAACUAAUCAUGUCAUUACUCGAGAAAACAAAAACAUCAUUUGACCUAGGUCUUGCACAAAGGCAAAAUCUGGCGGAACGAACGCAUGGAUACUCCAAUUCGGAUCUGGUUGCACUUUGUCGCGAAGCAGCAAUGGUACCAAUUCGUGAUCUGUCACGUAAAGAUAUAAAAAAUUUGGCCAGCACGGAAAUUCGCCCAAUAACAUUGCACGAUUUUGAAGUUGCAAUGAAAGCUAUUAAGCCUUCAACAAAUGAACGGAUGUUACAGAAGUUACGAAAAUAUGCGGCAACAGCUGGACAGUCCGAUUGAAGUGGCAUUUAUGUAAAAACAUGCAACUUGUCGAUCUUUUUUUUUCCUCUCUACUAACCUUUACACUAUAAUUUGUGGAGCCUGUGAAUUUUUAUAUUUAAAAGGCAUAUGUACACGAUAUUAUUUGCAUCUUGCUGAUUAUUUGGAUAUUUUCUCACUUAUUUGGAUAUUUCUAAUUAAGUUAGGAAGUUGAUGAAU